This is a messenger RNA of Chaetomium globosum CBS 148.51, 972 nucleotides long. RefSeq lists its product as uncharacterized. The record is from RefSeq and is a predicted model, not a curated record. Lineage: Eukaryota; Fungi; Ascomycota; Sordariomycetes; Sordariales; Chaetomiaceae. The transcript is spliced from 2 exons. Bases 1 to 972 code for a protein of 323 amino acids.
AUGACUGGCAAGCAACUCUCUGACGACCACCGGGCCAUUUUAUCGAAACUACUACAGAUCCCCAAACUUACCAACCGCGAGAUCUCUUGGGUUCUGGGCGUCGACGACAGGACGGUGAGGCGCCGUCGGAUAGAGUUCGAGGCAACGGGCGAGAUCAAGAAACACAAGGAUGUUAGCAAGAAUGCUGAGAAGCUGAAGCCGCAGCACAUGGAGGUACCGUUACCCGAUAUUUCGUCUUAUAUUCGCCCCUCGUGCCAGUUGCUGACAUUGUGCUGUUUCGGCCUGCAGAAGCUGGUCGCGUGGCAUAAGGACCACCCCGAUGCCCUCCUCGACGACAUGCAGAUGUUCCUGCGGCUACAAUGUGGCCUCGAGGUUAGCCGACCGACUAUCAGCCGACAGAUUCGGAAAGCGUACGGCGGGACGUUUCGGAGAAGCGGCCGGUGUGCGCGGAUACGGUCGAGGAAGCAGAGGGAGGCCGAGGGGCGUUCCAUCGCCCUGGAGCUUCAGCAGCAGAAUUGCGGCGCGGACAAUAGUGACCAGAGUUACGAGGCCGCUUCUUCCGACCUGUUCUAUGACCAGCGGCAGCUAGCUCCGCUGGGGCAAGCACUGGGACCGCCGCAAGAGCCGGCGCGGCAGGAAGAAGAGCCGGCUUACCAGGCGGGAGAUGGGCAGCAGCAUCCGGCCCGGCAGUGUCAGCUAGCCGAAUGGAAGGGCGCUCGGCGUUUGGUGGAUCACGGAUGCAGCGACUGUGGCUAUCAGCGACCAAGUACUUCAUCCACAGCUGCUGUGUCGUCACAUCAGGAUCACCUUGGCCGAAUCAGAUCCAAGCCUCCCGUUUGCCAGUCUCAAAAGCGACUUCCCCAAUCGGCCAAUGGGAUGUCUGAAUUGCACCAGCAGGUCCAAGAUUGCAGGUGUGAUUGGCCACUGUCGGUUUCGCUUGGUGCCACGCACGGGACGCAAUGGGACGGUUGA